GACGCGCAAGUCGCAGCGCCUAAAAAUAGGCAACAGUAACGGAAAGGAAAACCAAACAAAUUUAUUAAUAAUUUUUGCGCAGUUAGUUAAAUUUUUGGUUGAAUUAUGUCGAACAUUUGAAUUGAUUACACACAGACAGAGAGAUGACGGGCUAUCAGGAUAUCACGGCAUUGGAGAAAUCGGUGGCCAAUGCUGGCAGCCAAUUGUAUACAAUGGCCCACAAGCUGCAUGCAGUGGAACGUAGCCUGGACCAGACCACAAUGGAGCAAAUGGAUGAAAUGGAGGUUAUGGAGUUAUUGGAAUCUAUGACCGAAGUGACAAAUGAGUAUCAAAAUCUGCGCAAGGAUAUACAGGAGGUGCAGCAAUUGCAGCGUGACGUCAGCACAUCCAUACGAUUUCAAAUGCGAAGCAUGCAGCAAACUUUUCAGAUGCUCAAGAAGCGACUUGCCACAUCCCAGGAGCAGCAAAAGAAACGCCGAAGAAACGAACUGAUGACACCCCAAGAGCAUUAGCAGAUGUUGGAUAUGGGUAUGGGUAUAAGAAACCAAGAAGUGGGUAGUGUAAUGGUAAUGGUGGCACCGCCUACUCAAUUUAUGAAUAUUCCAUGAUAUUUUUAUUCGUUUUUUUAUUGAUUGGUCAGGCCUGUAAUACAUAUUCAACCUAGUUAAGUAACCCAAAUCCCAGAUAGGACUCGAACUGCAAAUGGAAAUAUCAAGAAAAUCGUAAGCAAUCAAAUGUGUACUGUAACUAACAACUACUUUAAAAACUUAUAUCAAAUAGAAUGACACCAAACUAUUCAUUUUUUAUACUCUGAAACACUUUUACAUAUGUAGUAUGUAAAAGUAAACCAAAAAUACUUUAUUGCAAGCAAAAUGCAAACCAAAACGUCUGAUUACCAUUUGAAUGAAAAAAAACUGCAAUUUUCCAAACGAAA
Molecule: messenger RNA, 934 nt
Organism: Drosophila willistoni
Lineage: Eukaryota; Metazoa; Arthropoda; Insecta; Diptera; Drosophilidae
Exons: 2
Coding region: 144-512 (122 amino acids)
Source: RefSeq, a predicted model, not a curated record